Molecule: messenger RNA, 549 nt
Organism: Fonsecaea erecta
Lineage: Eukaryota; Fungi; Ascomycota; Eurotiomycetes; Chaetothyriales; Herpotrichiellaceae
Exons: 3
Coding region: 1-549 (182 amino acids)
Source: RefSeq, a predicted model, not a curated record
AUGGCCGCGAAACCCAUUAAAGAUGUUGUUGCCGUCGGCAAGAAAUAUACCCAGCAAAGCGUCGGUAUCUGGGAGACACUCCGCAAACUGCUUUCUGUCGAUCCCAACCGUAGCAAUGGUGUUCCCGUAAAACAUUUCCGCAACCCGACCCCCGGCGGUCUCGAUCCUAAAUCCUACGACGACGCUGUCACCACGCCCGCAGCCGAUAUUGCAGACAACCCGUAUUGGAAGAGAGAUGUACGAAGGGCGUAUCCGACCCUGAGCACGGUCACACAAGGCGAUGUGGUGGGGCUCCUGACAGUGGGAAGUGCCGCGAACCCGAGCCCGAAGUUGUUGGCUGGUGAGGAGGGCAGCAAGCAACUGGUGGCCGUGAAGCAGGAAGGAGAGAAAGGAUUGGCGACGUACUUUGAACAUGAAAAAGCCGCGGCAGUGUUGGGAGAGAAUGGUCUCCCGCCUCGGCCGGUGGCACACGGACAUAAAAAGGACGUCAAGUACGCGAUCGGACCAACGAGUUAUGGAGAUGGUUAUCCGUGCCGAAGCUUUGUCUAG